This is a messenger RNA of Chondrus crispus (carragheen), 93 nucleotides long. RefSeq lists its product as hypothetical. Lineage: Eukaryota; Rhodophyta; Florideophyceae; Gigartinales; Gigartinaceae. The record is from RefSeq and is a predicted model, not a curated record. The transcript has a single exon. Bases 1 to 93 code for a protein of 30 amino acids.
AUGGUGUACCGUAUUCUAAGGGAAACAAUCCUCAUUCUCGUCGUCACUCGUCGAUUCGCUGGAAUCCACGGGUGCGGCAGUGUCACAUGUUGA